GGGGGCGGCGCCAGGCUGCGGGUCCUCAGCCUGGAAAGGCCGAGCGGCUGGCCUCGGCGCCGACUGCGGAGCAGAGAGGUUGGAGGGGUGGUCAUGAUCAGCGCCCUGGUUCGCAUCCUCUCUUUGCUGCUGGCGCCGCUGCUGCUGGGUUCUGCGCACGGCUUGCGCAAUGACUCCAGGAGGACUUUUGAGAUUGACUACAACAAGGACCGCUUCCUCAAGGAUGGCCAGCCAUUCCGCUACAUCUCAGGGAGCAUCCACUACUUCCGGGUACCCCGCUUCUACUGGAAGGACCGACUGCUUAAGAUGAAGAUGGCUGGGCUGAAUGCCAUCCAGACGUAUGUGCCCUGGAACUUUCAUGAGCCCCAGCCAGGACAGUACCAGUUUUCUGAGGACCAUGAUGUGGAAUAUUUCAUUAAACUGGCUCAUGAGCUGGGACUGCUUGUCAUACUGAGGCCUGGGCCCUACAUCUGUGCAGAGUGGGACAUGGGAGGAUUACCUGCUUGGUUAUUAGAGAAAGAAUCUAUUGUUCUUCGCUCUUCUGACCCAGAUUACCUGGCAGCCGUGGAUAAGUGGUUGGGAGUCCUUCUGCCUAAGAUGAGACCACUCCUCUAUCAGAAUGGAGGGCCGAUUAUAACAGUGCAGGUUGAAAAUGAAUAUGGCUCCUACUUUGCCUGUGAUUUUGACUACAUGCGUUUCCUGCAGAAGCGCUUCCGCUACCAUCUCGGUAACGAUGUGCUUCUGUUCACCACUGAUGGGGCACUUAAAAAGUUCCUGAAGUGUGGGACCCUGCAGGGCCUCUAUGCCACAGUGGACUUUGGAACAGGUGGCAACGUCACAGCCGAUUUCCAAACUCAGAGGAAAGUGGAGCCCAAAGGACCCUUGGUCAAUUCUGAAUUCUAUACUGGCUGGUUAGACCAUUGGGGUAAGCCUCACUCCACGGUCAAGACGGAAGUCCUGGCUUCCUCCCUCUACGAUAUACUGACCCGUGGGGCAAGUGUGAACUUGUACAUGUUUAUAGGUGGGACCAAUUUUGCCUAUUGGAAUGGGGCCAACACACCCUAUUCACCACAGCCUACCAGCUACGACUAUGAUGCCCCACUGAGUGAGGCAGGGGACCUCACUGAGAAGUAUUUUGUUCUGCGAAAGGUUAUCCAAAUGUUUGAAGAUGUACCCGAAGGUCCGAUCCCUCCAUCCACACCAAAGUUCGCCUAUGGAAAAGUUGCUCUGAAAAAGUUAAAAACAGUGGAGGCAGCUCUGGACAUCUUGUGUCCUGGUGGACCCAUAGAAAGCCUUUAUCCCUUGACAUUUACGCAGGUGAAACAGUAUUUUGGGUUCGUGCUGUACCGAACAACACUCCCCCAAGACUGUAGCGACUCGUCCCUCUACGCUCCCAAUGAUGGAGUCCACGAUCGGGCCUAUGUCUCAGUGAAUGGGGUCCCCCAAGGAAUCCUUGAGCGAAACAGUAUGAUCCCUCUGAAUAUAACAGGGAAAGCUGGAGCCACCCUGGACCUCCUGGUGGAGAACAUGGGGCGUGUGAACUACGGCAGAUAUAUCAACGAUUCUAAGGGUUUGGUUUCUAACCUGACCCUCAACUCCAGUAUCCUCACAAACUGGACAAUCUUCCCGCUGGACACCGAGGAUGCAGUGCGCAGCCGCCUGGGGGCCUGGGGUGACCAGGGCGCUGGCUGCCACAACAAGGACUGCGCUGACAGUUCGUCCAACUACACGCUGCCAGCCUUUUAUGUGGGCAACUUUUCCAUCCCCAGCGGCAUCCCUGACUUGCCCCAGGACACCUUCAUCCAGUUUUCUGGAUGGACCAAGGGGCAGGUGUGGAUUAACGGCUUUAACCUUGGCCGCUAUUGGCCAGCCCAGGGCCCCCAGAUGACCUUGUUUGUGCCACAGCACAUCCUAACGACCUCGGCCCCAAACAACAUCACGGUGCUGGAACUGGAGCGUGCGCCCUGCAGCACCCAUGGCUGGGAAAUGUGUACCGUGGAGCUGGUGGACAAGCCUAUUAUCAACAGAUCUGUGACCCACGAUGGUGACUUCCCACAAUAGCUUAGUCAGGACGCGUGGCCAAACUAUGAAUGAGGAUGGUGACUCUUUGGGGUCCGGUCCCGCACAGACCUCGGAUCUCCCAGUUAUACUGACAUUCUCGGGAGAGUUAAUUUAGAAAAUGAACUGGGGGGGCGGGUGUUCACUGAGGUUUCCUUGCAGCCCUGCCGUGUCUGUCCCCCACCCUCAGGGGCCACCUUGAAUGUGUGAGGGGGGAGACAGCAGUGAUACCCAGAUGAGUCUACAGAGUCGGAGUGGAAGCAUUAGAAGUGUUCCUGAUUUUGAUUUUAAUUUUAAUGAAGAAUCAUGUUGUCUUUUUGCUAAAUAAAAUUUGUACUGAAACAUGA
This is a messenger RNA of Sciurus carolinensis (gray squirrel), 2405 nucleotides long. It is a transcript of the gene Glb1, whose product is annotated as galactosidase beta 1. The record is from RefSeq and is a predicted model, not a curated record. Gene Ontology annotation, cellular component: vacuole. Gene Ontology annotation, biological process: carbohydrate metabolic process. Lineage: Eukaryota; Metazoa; Chordata; Mammalia; Rodentia; Sciuridae. The transcript has 16 exons. Bases 94 to 2061 code for a protein of 655 amino acids. Gene Ontology annotation, molecular function: beta-galactosidase activity.